CUAAGAUUAGAUAAAUAAAAUGGUUGCCAGUUGUGAGGGUGAAAGUUCUAAACUUGUUGCAGUUCCUCCCGUUCAGCAGUAGCCUUGACCCGGGGUACUGGCAGGAGUUAGGGAAGAGGAAACUUGAAGAGUAUCAGCUAAGAGAGAACCCGAGAAGAUGAGAAAGAAUAUCAACAAAAUGAGGUUCAAGAGACCCUUACAAUGUUAGAGAGUGCCAAUCAGAACUUCACCACUCGUUAUAAAGGAGGACACAGCAAGUGGCAUCAGCUUUUGGGAUUGUUGGUUUUAUCAGAUUCCUUGAAGGCUAUUACAUUAUUGUCAUCACCAAACGAAAACCUGUUGCUAAUAUUGGUGGUCAUAUAUUGUAUAAGAUUGAAGACACUGCCAUGCACUGUCUGUCUGCUCCUACUGGUAGGCCAGCUCAUCCUGAUGAAUCAAAAUACGUUAAAAUAUUUCAAAAUGUUGACCUAUCGUCUAAUUUUUAUUUCAGUUAUUCUUAUGAUGUAACUCAUUCCCUUCAGUUCCGAAUGAGGACUUCAGAGGGUCCUAUGCCUCCGUCCUGUCUUAGGUUCAUAUGGAAUGAGUACUUACUGGAGAACCUUGAGGGCUUCGUACACUCAAGAUGGAUACUCCAUAUAAUAUGUGGAUUCAUCUCACAAAUCAGUGAGUGAUGAAUGACCAU
Molecule: messenger RNA, 682 nt
Organism: Amphimedon queenslandica
Lineage: Eukaryota; Metazoa; Porifera; Demospongiae; Haplosclerida; Niphatidae
Exons: 5
Coding region: 202-507 (101 amino acids)
Source: RefSeq, a predicted model, not a curated record